CAGAACCUUUGACUUUGUGUGUCUGUCUAGGUUUGUGGUGCUGGGUUCCUCAUGCACCUGCAUUCAGUUAUUACACUGCAGCACUUGACUGCUGGUAUUGUUGAAAAUGUACCGAACUCAAAUCACAGCUCAUCCUUAAAUAAGCUGGGUAGGAGAUGGACUGAUGUGACAGAUAAUCAGCUUGUGUCUGAUUUCCUUGAUUCAUUUAAAAUCAAAGCAGAAUAGAAGUAACUGCCAGUUAUUUCUAAUGCCUAUUUUAUUCCUUAAUUCCUGAGGAAUUAUAUAUUUGUAAAAAAAACUAUUACCUCCUGUCUCCAUCUGUUAUACACUUUUGUAUCUAACUGUCCAUUUAUCAGUGCCCUUGAGCUUUGACUCUCCCCUGGUUAAGUCUUCCUUCAGCAUAAAAUGUGGUCUGUGUGACCUGGCCUAACCUUGUCGGUUACAUGCACAUCUUUAAGCAUGAAGCUGAUCAGUGGUUUCCUGGAAAACUAAAGCUAUGGGUAGGCUAAGACCUUUCUUGGAGAGAUUUUCAGAUGCUUGGUAAUUGUACUUUUAAAUGCAUUAGAUAAACUACAGUAUAUGUAUUUGGAAUUGGAUCGAUAAAUGGGGUUUAUUUGUACAGUGAAUGGUUGUGUUGAGCUGUGCAGUGUUAUAUUUAACAAAGGGGAACCAUUGUUGAUUUAUUUUCCUGGUGGGUUUCAGGGCACUGAAUCCCCUAGGUCCAUGUUUCACUAACCAGUCCUUGGGAACCCCUAGACCAGGGGUCUCAAACUCCAGUCCUGGGGGGCCUGAGCCCUACACAGUUUUUGGUUCACCCUCAUUUAACACACCUGAUUCAACUCCUUGUGCUAAUUACCACACAGCUCAUGAGCUGAAUCAUUUGUGGUGGAGCAGGGAAAGAACUAAGCUACACAGGGCUCCGGCCCCCCAGGACUGGAGUUUGAGACCCCUGCCCUAGACAAUCCAAAUUCUUGCUCCUUCCCAGGGAGCAAAAAUGUGGACUGUCUGCCAGGAAGCUGGGAGGGAGCAAAAACAGACUGUUUGGAGGUCCUCAAGGACUGGGUUAUGAAAUACUGACAUUGGUUCACGUGUAUUUCCCAAUGUGGCAGAGGAGGGAUGGGCCUCCUUAAUAUUUUCUCAAAUAAAGUUGUUGACUGAAAACUAACUCCAUUACUAAAGACAGGGCUGCACAAGUUGGUCAAUAUUUAUGUCCUGUAAUAAUUAUCUAAUCCAUUAUGAGUGUACUGUUAAAGUCACAUAAUACAUAUAUAUUAUCUGAACUGAUGAACUGACCUAGGGGACAAUUCCUCAUCCUUGUUUUUAUUUAGAAUAUAUCAUAUACAGUAUAAGCCCCUUUUCCCUGUUGGAUAACCCGCAACCCCUAGUUAUCAGCAACUGGUGUGGACAUUCUACCAUUUGGUCUUUUGUAUUUUUGUAACCGAGACAAAAGGCUGCAUACAGGUUUUGUACUGUGGUUAAACGUGGUAGGAUUUUGUUGCGGUUUUAGCACGGUAUUAAAAUUAUAAAGUUAAACAUCUAAACUUUUUGAUGGGUUUGUUAUAUACCUACGUUCAAUGUUUAGUUUUCUUUUUGUAAUUUAUAAGUUAUCAAAGACCGCUUGUUUACGAGACGAUUUGAGUAUGUCAUGCAUAAUUUAUUGGGGAAAAUAAUGUAUAGUGCGAUGGGGUCUAUUUUUGUAACGCACCGUUAACUGGGUCAGAAGGCAUUGCGAAAGGGGGUAAAGUACAAAGUCAUUUAAACGCAUUCAUUUUGUAAAUCCAUACAAAUUAUGUAAGCGACAUAACUUUCGUCUUCAAACCACUUAUCCAGCACAGGGUUGCUAUGUGUGUUUACCAGUUAACCAAUUAACCAAUUUGUAGAAAUUUAAACAUAUUUAGCAAGCGACACCCCACAGAUGUUACUGGAACAUAAAUAAAAUACAUAGGCAAAUGGCGAAAGGCUUUAGUCUACAUAAUUCCUCUUACGCUGUAACUUCCAGUGUUUUCAUAGAACCAUAUUUUCCCGACAGUGGGUGCAACUACCACUGCCGCUACCGUCUCCCGGAGAGCUACUAGCGAUACGCAUGCGCAUUUUCCGCAGCGGUGAUUGGCCGUCGGGACACGUGGUUGUGUGUAUUCCUCAGCUACUGCCUUUAUGGUGGGAGGGGCGGUGUCUGUAGACUGCCUUUUGCCUGGAUAAAUGCACCCAAACGCGGGGCUGGGGACUCUAUUUUACGUUAGAGCAUCAUCGGGCCAAAAUUUAGAUCUACGUCAACAAUCAUGCCCAAAACAGCAGACCACAGGACUCAUUUGGUUCUGGAGAAUUACAUAGGGGGCAAAUUCGUGCCGUUCUCCAGACAUAUAGAUUCAUAUGACCCAUCCACGGGGGAAGUGUAUUGCAAAGUGCCGGACAGUGGCAAGGAGGAGGUGGAGCUGGCUGUUACAGCUGCCACGGAGGCUUUCCCAGCCUGGGCUGCACGGAGCCCCUCGGACAGGGCGCAGGUUCUCCACAAGCUUGCGGAUCUCAUCGAAGCCCACCUGGAGGAAUUUGCACAGGCUGAAUCCAGAGACCAAGGGAAGACAAUCACCCUCGCCCGCACCGUUGACAUCCCGAGGUCGGUGUACAACUUCCGCUUCUUCGCGACGUCCGUCCUUCACCACACCACUGAAUGCAGCCAGCAGGACCACCUCAGCUGCAUCACCUACACCAUCCGCAGCCCUGUGGGCGUAGCUGGUCUCAUCAGUCCCUGGAACCUGCCGCUCUACCUGCUCACUUGGAAAAUUGCCCCCGCCAUCGCCGCGGGCAACACCGUGGUGGCCAAACCCAGCGAGAUGACCUCCGUCACAGCCUGGAUGAUGUGUAAGCUCCUGGAAGAGGCAGGCAUGCCCCCUGGGGUGGUGAACAUCGUGUUUGGGACCGGCCCUGGGGCGGGGGAUGCUCUGGUAUCCCAUCCGGAGGUGCCCCUUAUCUCUUUCACUGGGAGCACGGCCACAGCCCAGAUCAUCACCGAGCGCAGCGCCCCCUUCUGUAAGAGGCUGUCCCUCGAGCUGGGCGGGAAAAACCCUGCCAUCAUCUUCCAUGAUGCCGACCUGGAGGAGUGCAUCCAAACAACAGUCCGGUCCAGCUUCUCCAACCAGGGGGAGAUCUGCCUCUGUACCAGCAGGAUCUUUGUGGAAAGGAGCCUCUACCCAGAGUUCUUGAAGCGGUUUGUGGCUGCCACUCGACUGUGGAAGACGGGGGCGCCCUGUGACAGCGGCAACAACAAUGGAGCCCUGAUCAGCAGAGAGCAUUUAGAAAAGGUGAGGAGCUACGUGAAGCUGGCUGUGUCGGAGGGAGCCCAGGUGCAUUGUGGGGAGGGCGUCGACAUGCUGGAGCUGCCCGAUCGCCACAGGGGCGGCUACUUCAUGGCACCGACGGUGCUCACCGGCGUGGAGGACGCCUCGCGCUGCAUGCAGGAGGAGAUCUUCGGCCCCGUGACCUGCAUCGCGCCCUUCGACGGCGAGGAGGAGGUUAUUGGACGUGCCAAUGGCGUCCGCUAUGGCCUGGCGGCUGUGGUGUGGUCGCGUGACGUAUCGCGGGUGCAUCGCGUGACGCGGCGCCUUCAGGCCGGCCUGGUGUGGAGUAACUGCUGGCUGAUACGGGACCUCAACAUGCCUUUUGGAGGCAUGAAGUGUUCCGGCGUGGGCCGCGAGGGCGGCCGCGACUCUUACCAUUUCUUCACCGAGGUGAAGACCAUCACGGUCAAGCACUGAGGGUCUGCUCCCUUCUGGAAGCCUCUAGAGCAGGGGUAGGUAACCCUGAUCCUGGAGUGCCAGUAUCCAGGUUUUACAUCCUACCUGGUCUCUGAUGAACCAUGCCUGAUCUCAGGCAGAUAGUAAUUGAUCGGGCAAAAUAGAAAACACGCUAGAUUCCAGCACUCCAGGAUCAGGGUUGCCUAACCCUUCUCUAUGGCUUCAAGGCUGAUAUAUACUUCUGCGUGGAGCCUAAGCCAUGACCUUUCCAAGUGGCAUUUACAUUUGUGUGCUGGUGUGUCUGUGUCUCUCAGUAAUUACACUGCCAUAAUGGUAGGUGAUGCAUAGUUUGGGAUCUUGCAUUUGUUUUCCCACCCUGCGAUUUAUUCAUUUGUCGAAUCAUACAAUUGAAAGAGGAAAAAAUAACAACCAUUUAGCAAAGUAUCUAUUUAUCAAGUCCUGGUCACAGUUGCGCUACUUCAAACUUACGGUACACAAUUUUGGAUGGUCACUUCUUAUGCAUUUUCCCGUCGAAAGUUAGUGUCUAUACUACUUUUUACCUUUUUUUUUUUGUUAGUCUUGUGACGUACAAAUAAAACCCUCAUCUUGAGUGUUUUGUAGAGCGGUUGCUGCGAUGCCUAGGGUGUGUUACCUAAUGCUAGGUAUAAAUAAUGCUUCGGUUUCAGUCAGUGGUACAAGUGCACCUGGGUGUACGCUUUCUUCGCCCCUAUAAAUAAACAAACGUUAACAGAGUGAACCAAUCGCAGUUCUCGGUCUGCAUCAACGUACCGCGUAGUUACGUUUCUGGGAAGGUGCACAUCAGGCUAUGGUGCAGGGUCCACAGCUACGUCGUACUUAUGGCAUAGAUUCGACGCAGGAAUAUAAAUCAGCCUUUAGGUCAGGCAAUUACAUCCAGCCUGACGAGCGUGUGAAUGUAUGUGACAUGACUUUAACAUACAUGUUUCUGAUUUGUGCUUCCCGUGGGUCGUGUAUGUUCAUGACUGUGUUACACUUUUCAGAGGCCCGCUAACUGCUAACAUCUCCUCACCAGCUCUCUGCUAACUUAGCAGAGCAUUAUUUGAGUUGGUAACAGCCACUUCCUCUUUCCAUACAGAGCCACAGAGUUCUGUAGAAGUUAGGAUUUAAUGGUUAGAUGAAAAGGUCCUUCACUUCCACAAUUUUCACUUGCGUAAGCCCCUCCUCUUCUUGCUCAUCUGGAGGUCAAGCGUACCAAGUGAAACUGAUAUUUUGACUGAUGAAAUUGACAAGAGUUAGAAAGUCAGGGUGCAGUGAGAUUUGUGUUGCACAACCCCAAUAACUUCAGCUGAAACCAGAGUGAAACCCCUUCUGAAAAGGAAGUGUAGUAUUUUAGUAAAAUAUCAACCUCUUCAAAUGGGUUUGAAUGGCACACAUACUGGUUCUGCUGGAUACUUCCUAAGUAGUUUGUGUGAUUUCCCACUAGAGGGAGCUAGAGGAUUUAUGCACAGUGACAGCUGAAUUAAUGGCAUGGCUGAUGGACCACUGAUUUCUUCUUUCAUUUGAUAUUAUUUAAAUAUUUAAAAAGAAAUGGUCCGAUAAAAUCAAUUUUAAUUUUCCAACAGCAUUUUACAUAAGCACAAAUCGAUUAUGGAAUCUGGUUGCAUGUCUUUACUCUUAAUGGUGAUUUAAUAAAUUGGGUAAACCAUGAAUUUCUGAGCAUAAUUUUGCAGUGAAGUUUUCAGUUUGAAAGCAAAAUAUCAGCAGUUUAUCCAUCAUUUCCAUUUAUUUUGCAUACAUGGUCAAUAUAGAAAUUAUUUUGGAAAAACAACAUAGAGAUACAGAAGAUGUCUUGUAACUCAGUAAGGCAGAAUGUUCUGGGUUAUUUGCGAUGCACUAACCACAGGAAUCCUCUGACUGGCACGUGUUGUGGAAAUGCUUAUUAUUGCAAGAUGCAGCACCCUCUGCUGCAGGGGCAUGGAACAACAUCUUGCACAAUUUCCAGUCGUCAUCUCUAGUUUCUCUGUAUUCUCCGUUACUUUGCGGUUCUGUAGUUGGUCACUGUGCCCCUUUUCAUGCUGGACUGGAAGGUCUGACUCAUUAUCCAUCACCCUGUGGUUUCCGAGUAGUACUUACAAGAAUAGACUCUGUAUGUAUGCCAAAUAAAAACUGAACUUGACAAUGUG
This is a messenger RNA of Paramormyrops kingsleyae, 5893 nucleotides long. The record is from RefSeq and is a predicted model, not a curated record. NCBI's taxonomy places the organism in Eukaryota, Metazoa, Chordata, Actinopteri, Osteoglossiformes, Mormyridae.